AUGUUGGUGGCUCUGCUGAUCGCCCUCAGCUACGUUGGCCUUCACACCCUCUGGCAGGCCCAGGCUGUUCCUAUCCUGCCCCUGGGCCUGGCCCCAGACACCUUCGAUGAUGCUUAUGUGGGCUGUGCAGAGGAAAUGGAGGAGAAGGCAGCCUCCCUGCUAAAGGAGGAGAUGGCCUGCCAUACCCUGCUGCGGGAGUCCUGGGUGGCAGCCCAGGAAGCCUGGGAGCACAGGCGUCGAGGGCUCACCCUACCCCCUGGCUUCCAGGCCCAGCAUGCAGUGGCCAUCAUGGUCUAUACCAACUCAACCAACACCUUGUACUCAGAGUUGAACCAUGCUGUGCGGACUGGUGGUGGCUCCCGUGAGCUCUACAUGAGGCACUUCCCCUUCAAGGCUCUGCAUUUCUACCUCACGCGGGCCCUGCAGCUGCUGCGGGGCAGCGGGGGCUGUAGCAGGGAACCUGGGGAGGUGGUAUUUCGAGGUGUGGGCAGCCUUCGUUUUGAACCUAAGAGGCUGGGGGACUCUGUCCGCUUGGGCCAGUUCGCCUCCAGUUCCCUGGAUGAGGCAGUGGCCCGCAGAUUUGGGCAGAAGAAGCGGGACUGUGUGUUGGCACCAACAGGGGAGCUGCCAGACCCACCCUCCAAGAAGGCCUUCUCUCUGCUUUCCCGGAAAACCAUGCUGUUGGCUCCUGGGGGGUUCCAGUUCUCAGGAGCUGGGCCGUGA
Orycteropus afer afer is the source of this 723-nucleotide messenger RNA. NCBI's taxonomy places the organism in Eukaryota, Metazoa, Chordata, Mammalia, Tubulidentata, Orycteropodidae. The record is from RefSeq and is a predicted model, not a curated record.